Molecule: messenger RNA, 447 nt
Organism: Knipowitschia caucasica
Lineage: Eukaryota; Metazoa; Chordata; Actinopteri; Gobiiformes; Gobiidae
Source: the annotation of a GenBank genome assembly
AUGGUAAGUGCUGGAGACGGAACAGCUUUAGAGCUGUGCACAGCCCUAGGAACCGCAACUACUGUGCAGCAGGCGGCAGUGCGGAUGUUGGGGGACUCAGCGCGGCAGACUAGCGAAGGGCACCAGGAUUUUUGUCUAUUCUUGUUUUUCAAAGGCGUCAACUGGUUUCAGUUCCGGGGCUCUCACUCAAGUCGGUUCAGUCGUAAUUCUCUUCCCCUGCGUUAUCACCGGGUGCUCUACUCUACCCCUGAACACGGCCGCUGGCCCCGGGCCCCGCGGUUCCUCUCGCCCCCACAGCCGCGCACCUGCAGCGGCCUCUUCCCUGGUGAUGCGCGGAGCACUCCUCCUGUAGCUCUGGAGGCUAACAUUAGCUCACAACAUCGAUAUCGACUACUCCACCCCCUCUGCUCGACCACCGCUUCCAUCCUGCACUUCAGCUCUGAUUGA